Molecule: messenger RNA, 10600 nt
Organism: Centrocercus urophasianus (Greater sage-grouse)
Lineage: Eukaryota; Metazoa; Chordata; Aves; Galliformes; Phasianidae
Gene: EGFR
Product: epidermal growth factor receptor
Exons: 29
Coding region: 298-3792 (1164 amino acids)
Biological process (GO): cell surface receptor protein tyrosine kinase signaling pathway; positive regulation of epithelial cell proliferation; positive regulation of kinase activity
Cellular component (GO): basal plasma membrane; signaling receptor complex
Molecular function (GO): epidermal growth factor receptor activity; epidermal growth factor binding; ATP binding
Source: RefSeq, a predicted model, not a curated record
CCGUGGAGGAGAAGAAAGAAAAAGAGGAAAAAGAGAAUUAGUGGUGUUUAGAAGAGCUGGUGUGUGGCUGAAAACAGCUGAACCCAUCUUUGUGUAACUGAGGGCAAUAAAACCAUCUUGAAAGGGGCAGCAGCUCCCCGUUCUGAGGAACUAGUUGCACAACCUCAAAGCGGCGAAGAGGCUCCCUGGUGCCAGAAAUCAAGUUCAUACCUGUUGCUGAUGUAAUUAUGUCAAGGGACAAAUAACAAGUUGACCCAGCUGGGGCACGUGGAAGACCAUUUCACCAGCCUGCAGAGAAUGUACAACAACUGCGAAGUGGUACUGAGUAACCUGGAGAUUACCUACGUGGAGCAUAACCGUGAUCUCUCCUUCCUUAAGACCAUACAGGAGGUUGCAGGCUAUGUGCUCAUUGCACUUAACAUGGUGGACGUUAUUCCCUUAGAAAACCUCCAGAUUAUCCGAGGGAAUGUGCUUUACGACAACUCUUUCGCCCUGGCAGUUUUAUCCAAUUACCACAUGAAUAAAACCCAGGGACUUCGAGAGCUGCCGAUGAAACGGCUAUCAGAAAUUCUCAAUGGAGGUGUUAAAAUCAGCAACAAUCCCAAACUGUGCAACAUGGACACUGUUCUGUGGAAUGACAUCAUCGAUACAAGCAGGAAGCCUCUCACAGUACUUGACUUUGCAAGCAAUCUUUCUUCUUGUCCUAAGUGCCAUCCGAACUGCACAGAAGACCACUGCUGGGGUGCUGGUGAACAGAACUGCCAGACUUUAACAAAAGUCAUCUGUGCCCAGCAAUGCUCUGGGCGGUGCAGAGGAAAGGUGCCCAGUGACUGCUGCCACAACCAGUGUGCUGCAGGGUGCACGGGACCUCGGGAGAGCGACUGCCUGGCAUGCCGCAAGUUUCGGGAUGAUGCUACCUGCAAGGACACGUGUCCCCCACUGGUCCUCUAUAACCCCACCACCUACCAAAUGGAUGUCAACCCCGAGGGAAAAUACAGCUUUGGAGCCACUUGUGUGAGGGAAUGUCCACACAACUAUGUGGUGACAGAUCAUGGCUCCUGUGUUCGCUCAUGCAAUACUGAUACCUACGAAGUGGAAGAAAACGGCGUUCGGAAGUGUAAAAAAUGUGAUGGGCUGUGCAGCAAAGUGUGCAAUGGCAUUGGAAUAGGUGAACUUAAAGGGAUCCUAUCCAUAAACGCCACAAACAUCGACUCCUUCAAAAACUGUACAAAGAUCAACGGGGAUGUCAGCAUUCUUCCUGUUGCAUUUCUGGGGGAUGCCUUCACAAAGACACUACCCCUUGACCCUAAGAAGCUGGAUGUCUUCAGAACAGUCAAAGAAAUAUCAGGAUUUCUGUUGAUUCAGGCCUGGCCUGAUAAUGCUACUGAUCUCUAUGCUUUUGAAAAUCUGGAGAUUAUCCGAGGCCGAACCAAGCAGCAUGGCCAGUAUUCCCUUGCUGUUGUUAACUUGAAAAUACAGUCCUUGGGGCUGCGCUCCCUCAAGGAAAUAAGUGAUGGAGACAUUGCCAUUAUGAAGAACAAGAACCUCUGCUAUGCUGACACCAUGAACUGGCGCAGCUUGUUUGCUACUCAGAGUCAGAAAACAAAAAUAAUACAGAACAGAAAUAAAAAUGACUGUACUGCUGACAGGCAUGUGUGUGACCCGCUGUGCUCGGACGUGGGCUGCUGGGGCCCAGGGCCUUUCCACUGCUUUUCCUGCAGGUUUUUCAGUCGCCAGAAGGAGUGUGUGAAACAGUGCAACAUCCUGCAAGGGGAGCCACGUGAGUUUGAAAGGGACUCCAAAUGCCUCCCCUGCCACUCAGAGUGUCUGGUACAGAACUCCACUGCAUACAACGCAACCUGCACUGGACCUGGCCCAGACCACUGUGUGAAGUGUGCCCAUUUUAUAGAUGGUCCCCACUGUGUGAAGACCUGCCCCGCAGGGGUGCUGGGUGAGAAUGACACCCUCGUCUGGAAGUAUGCAGAUGCCAAUGCUGUUUGCCAGCUCUGCCAUCCAAACUGUACACGAGGGUGCAAAGGACCAGGUCUUGAAGGAUGUCCAAAUGGCUCCAAAACUCCAUCUAUCGCGGCUGGUGUUGUCGGAGGACUCCUGUGCCUGGUUGUGGUUGGUUUGGGCAUUGGCCUGUACCUGCGGCGACGUCACAUCGUGCGGAAGCGCACGCUGCGCAGGCUGCUGCAAGAGAGGGAGCUUGUCGAACCGCUGACACCCAGUGGGGAGGCACCAAACCAGGCCCACCUGAGAAUUUUAAAGGAAACAGAAUUUAAAAAGGUCAAAGUUUUGGGUUCUGGAGCUUUUGGCACUGUUUAUAAGGGACUUUGGAUCCCAGAAGGGGAAAAGGUUAAAAUUCCUGUUGCUAUUAAAGAAUUGAGAGAGGCUACAUCACCAAAAGCCAACAAGGAAAUACUUGAUGAAGCCUAUGUGAUGGCUAGUGUUGACAAUCCUCAUGUGUGCCGCUUGCUGGGAAUCUGCCUCACUUCUACUGUGCAGCUCAUCACCCAGCUCAUGCCUUAUGGCUGCCUCCUUGACUACAUCCGAGAGCACAAGGACAACAUUGGCUCUCAGUACCUCCUCAACUGGUGUGUGCAGAUUGCAAAGGGAAUGAACUACCUGGAGGAACGUCGCCUGGUGCACCGUGACCUUGCUGCCAGGAAUGUCCUUGUUAAGACUCCACAACAUGUGAAAAUCACAGACUUUGGGCUGGCAAAGCUGCUUGGGGCUGAUGAGAAGGAGUAUCACGCAGAGGGAGGCAAGGUUCCUAUUAAAUGGAUGGCAUUGGAGUCAAUUUUACACCGAAUUUAUACUCAUCAAAGUGAUGUCUGGAGUUAUGGUGUGACAGUUUGGGAGUUGAUGACAUUUGGGUCCAAGCCUUACGAUGGGAUCCCUGCAAGUGAAAUCUCCUCUGUCUUGGAGAAGGGCGAGCGUCUGCCUCAGCCACCCAUUUGUACCAUUGAUGUGUACAUGAUCAUGGUCAAAUGCUGGAUGAUCGACGCAGACAGCCGGCCCAAGUUUCGUGAGCUGAUUGCAGAGUUCUCCAAAAUGGCUCGUGACCCUCCCCGCUAUCUUGUUAUACAGGGAGAUGAAAGGAUGCAUUUGCCCAGCCCUACAGAUUCCAAGUUUUAUCGCACCCUGAUGGAGGAGGAGGACAUGGAAGACAUUGUGGAUGCAGAUGAGUAUCUCGUCCCACACCAGGGCUUUUUCAACAGCCCAUCUACAUCUCGGACUCCUCUCCUGAGUUCAUUGAGCGCUACUAGCAACAAUUCUGCUACAACCUGCAUUGACAGAAAUGGGCAGGGGCACCCUGUGAGGGAAGACAGCUUUGUCCAGAGGUACAGCUCAGACCCAACAGGUAAUUUCUUGGAGGAGAGCAUAGAUGAUGGCUUCCUGCCUGCUCCAGAGUACGUAAACCAGUUGAUGCCCAAUAAACCAUCUACCGCCAUGGUCCAAAAUCCAAUCUACAACAACAUCUCUCUCACAACAAACUCAAAGCUCCCCAUGGACUCAAGCUACCAGAAUUCCCACAGCACAGCUGUGGACAACCCUGAAUAUCUCAACACUAACCAGUCCCCACAGGCCAAAACAGUUUUCGAGAGCUCUCCUUACUGGAUCCAAUCAGGCAAUCAUCAAAUAAAUCUGGACAAUCCUGACUACCAGCAGGACUUUCUACCAAAUGAAACGAAACCUAACGGUCUCUUGAAAGUUCCUGCAGCAGAAAAUCCAGAGUACUUGAGGGUAGCAGCACCAAAAAGUGAAUACAUUGAAGCUUCAGCAUGACCACAGAGGAUUUCUUCUUGCAUUGAGGCAAGCCAGACUGGUGAAUCAUCUGGCUGCUGCAAGAGCAAAAACUGUUCAGCGCGAAUGGCAACCACAAUGCAUCAAUAAGCACACUUCAGCACGCAAUCUGAAUCUGCAAAGCCAAUCUCACAGGACAGUUUGGGUCUUUUCUUGCCCAUUUCCAUGUAUAGCUGAAGCCCAUGCCCUGCACUGAGAUGUGUGUUGAAAUGGAGCGGGACCUUUCUUGUACAGAAAAAAGAUGGAUGCAUUCCUUUCAUUUUCAAAUGGUAGCAUGGUAAGAAGCCACUCUGGGAUGAACUUGUGAGCUGUACACUAUGUACAGUCAAAUUUCUUUCUACAAUGUGUAUUUUUAUAAAUGUUUCUAACAGAUUUUUUGGAUCUUUUACAAGAUCAGAUGCUUGUACUGCUCAUCUGUUAGUUGGUGAUCAGAUCACCAGCAGAAAGAAAAACAAUGUUACUAAAUAGUUUUCCAAAGGUCCUGGAACAGAAAUAGUUAUUCCAAAACACAGGAUUUUUACACAUUGGCUCCACAUACUGCAUCUUGGCAUGAAUAGGAAAAGUGCAUCUGGUGGAUGUAUGGGAGAUUCUGUCCAUGGCAGGAUGAAGCAGAUUAUUCUGGGGAAAACCAGCACAAGGAGUGAAUGGCAAGACACACCACCUACUGACCACUGCUGCUAAAAACUGACAGGAGGAAUGCAGCUCACAAUAAUUUGUAGAUUUUUACAGAGCACUCACUCGUCUGUUUUCUGAUGGUAAAACACAAGGCGUUUUUCUGAUGUAUUAUGCUAUUGUAGAGUUGUCAAAAUGCCUCUCUUCUUCAACAAAGCUGUUAAAGAUGUUGCCAUAACUGAAAAAAUAAGUGUCAAAUAAUGUUUAACAGAUUCUAAUUAAAUGUCAAGGAAAUGCAAAUGUUUGCAAAUUGCAACCUUCAUGAGACAGACAGGAAGACUGAUACUAAAUUAAACUUCAGAAAGGCAGGAAACACAGGUAGCUCUAGCCAAAUAGUCUCUUUUAGAGACUCGGAAAUCUUUUCGCCUACAUUUGGCAAAGAAAAUGGUCAUGCCCAUACUAGUGCUUUCCUCACUUCAAGGCAGAAUAUGGCCAGUAGCUGUAUAAUGCCAGGGCAGAGGCUAGGGCUGUACCUUUCCCGGUGGGGUGACCUCUCACACCUCAAAGCAACACAGGAGAGUCAGUGAGCAUGGGUUCGGAAGAGUAAGCUAGAAUGGUGGAAAAAAUUGCCUACCUCUUGUGAAACACAGCUUCUGCUUCUUCAAAAUUCCCAGCCCAGGCUUCUGUUGUCAGUGUGGAAGAGGCAGACUAGCCAAGGUUACGACUUUAACAUAAUAUAUAAAUACUGUGUAUACUGAUAGCAUGUCAGUCACCGGAACCAAAGCAGGUACUCUUUCAAGGGCUCCAUGUUACAAAACUUCUCUAGCAAAGAUAUUUCUUUGUGAAGUAGGAGUGAAAUGCCCAAAGUGUGACCUUCCAGCAGCUUGGCAGCAGUGCAAUUUUAAUCAAACCAUCAGUUCAGAAAUUAAAGGCGUGUUCAUCAAUUUUAGAACAUUGUUUUUACAGAUUUACUGAGGAGUGAAAGAGUGGUCAUGUGAAAUGACCCUUUUUAUAGAUAAUGCAGUGAAAAAGGCAUCGGCAGCUCCAGUGUGUGCUGUAGUUCAUCAGCUGCCUUUCAUUUUGAGGUAGAAAAGUGUAUUUAGUCAAAAUCCAAAGGUUUUCCUGGUCUGCUAUUUCAUAGAUUUGUGUCACUGAGACGUGAGUCCCAGCCACAGUGCUAUGGGGAAUGCAGUGUCUGACUUUGAUUAUUGCUGGUUUGUGUUUAAAACAAUAACCAAAAUAUAGUUCCCACGUCCAACUAGUGGCAGAUUUCUCCUUGCAUUCCUGAGAGCACAUUUGUUCUGUUGCUCUCAAAAGCAAUGUGAAUGCACAGGCAGUGCUUUUCUGCCCACCCACCACCCCAAGAGGAAUGUAUAUAAAACCAAAAUGUGUCCUAAAAGAAAGCACAGAUAAUUUUCAGUUCACUAAAUCUGUUCUGUCUCCAAGCAGAACACUAGAAAAUCAUACAGUGUGUGUCCUCCCAUAGCAAAUUUUCAACACCAUUACAUGGAAGAAUGUAUUGAUGUUUUAAUCUGUCAUCCAAAACAAGAAAGCCACUAAGAAGGAGCAAUAUCUAUAACCAGUGUUAUGUAGCAUUAAAAUUGUUCAAUAUUGGUUAGUUUGCUUGCCCUUCUAAAGCUAUUUAGGAGGAAUUCAGUAGAGACUUAUUACUAGGAACAAGGAAAUACAUCUAAAAAUUAUUUUUAUAUAUCUAUAUAUAUAAAUAUAUAUUUUUUUAAUGAGAAUACUAGGAAAGAGGAUUUAGCUCUUGAUAAAAACAUACAGGAAGAUUCCAGAUUUGUGGGAUUAGCUGCAUUGUGAAAUAAUUCCACUAAAUAUGCACCCUUUAAGCCAUGAUUUGUAAAUAGGCAGCGCAGCAACGAUUAAAAAGCCAGCAAAAUAAAAUAAAAAAAAAGGCAGUGCCUCAGGGGGCAGAUACAGUGGCACUGGGGUGAAUGAGAUUGUGCAGCUGCAUGGUUGGCAUGGGUGCUACACAGGGUAGUGCUUCUGGGUAACAUGCAUUAGCAAGGUACCCAACAAUUGCCACUGAAAAAAUAAUUAAUAAGCAGCUGAAAUGCAUUCUGUGUUGUUUUUUCUUUCCACUGCAGGUCACUGACCGUAUAACAGCAAGUAGCCCCAUAGGUGCUGGUAAAGCCAAACUGGGCCAGGCAGCACUUUCACAGGCACCUUGCUGGUGCAGCGUUGUACAAGAUGCAGGCUAUUGAAUGGGACAGAGAAGCUGUGGGCUUACAACUUUUAGGAAACUAAGUAUUAGAAUUUUAUUUUCUGAAUACUGGAAAAGAUAAAGGCACUGCAUCUUGACAGCUUACAUACAUCAGCAUCCAAAAAUAACUUGAAAGCGCUGCUGUUGUCUCUCAGGAUACGUGGGUAUAGAACACUGAUUUUAAAACACAGCUAAACAGGGUAAUGGAACAGGCCACAGCCACUGGUAAAAGCUAACAGACACUUUAUAAUCCAGAAAAUAAAACCUCAGUUUUCACUGUAUUUCUCAUGGAAGGCAAAAUGACACCACUUACAAGUUACUGUCUCUUAAUCAUAAAGCAGCAAUUAGUGACAAACUAUUUGAAAUAAUAAUUUAAGCACUACAUGCUUGGAUAUGAAAAUGUAAGUCACGUCAAGAGUCUUCAUGUCACUUCGAUGUUUUCCAGCAAUCUGUGUGCGGUGUUGGUGCACUUUAUUUCACUUGGGCCUUGGCUUGUUUUCUUCUGCUGCAAAGGAAAUUGGCUUGGGAAUUCUCCUACAUAAUGCAUUAUAAAAUAUGCUCCUGGGGUUUACUUGAGUGGAAGGGCAGAGUAGUGCCAGGCUGAGGACACAGACAGCCAGUCCACAUCUGAGACAGCUGCCGAGUUUGCAAUGAAUUGUUCUUGCAGGCACGGGUGGGAAUAGCUACACAAAUGGCUCUCCCUGCUUCCACCUUGCAGAGAAGUCCUCUAUAUUUCUAGAGAGACUGUACAAAAAACAGGGCUCAGCCUCUGUGCUUCAGGAGGCUUGAGGGUGUACCUGGGGCUGUGGCAGUGUCUGUGCCCUCAUACAGUGUCUGUGGUGUCCUCGGGCUGUCUGGGGGUGCUCCAGGCUGCCAACAAGAAACUUUGCAUUUCCAGACAAGCAGUCAUUUUUCAGAGUUCCAGCCUCUUCUACUAGUACAACUGCCUCUCCAGAUGAGGAGUUAGAAAAUGCCAGUUUUUAUUUCUGCCCAUGCUUCUCUGGGAGAAGUAGUCUGAAUCAGGACAAGAUAUGAAAAUGUACCUGUGUCCUCCCUCCUGAUGAAAACCACAUACUGAUGAAGCAUCAAACUCUGCAUGUAACACUUAGCAAGAAUGCUUUGUAAUGUUUUAUCACCACUGAAUCAAUUUUCUAUAUUGGAAUCCCAUUUUCUAGUGUUCUUUUUGUAAGUUUUUAUCUCUUUGUUCCAACAUACACGUUUUUAAAGAGACUUUUUAAAAAAUAACAGAAAAAUAAAGUUUAUACAAAAGAAAAAUAUGACACUUUUAAGAAGCUUUUUUAAUAAGCUGCAUUAGGACCAAAGACGUAAUAUCUUGUUUUCUUGCUUUAAAGAAAUAGGGUAUUGAUCACCACUUCCACACUAUGUCAUUACAAGGAAAAGCUGCUGAUCUCCAUCCUGCACUGGGACUGGCCAAAGCAUCACUGUGCCAGGUGGGCUUCACAGGUCACUGAGGCCUGUCCAUAGAAAACCAAACCAAACAUCAGAAUCAGACAUCACUUCAGGGACAGAUCUACAACCUCUGCUCAAUUUUGAUUCAUUUUUCAUUCAACGCGAUAGCUAAACAAGGACACAGUAAAGAAAAAAAGAAACAACUGCAUUAUAUUUUGGCUCAGAUUUAGGAAAAAAAAAUACAGUGAUGAGACAUGAUUAGAUAGCUGCCUUUUAUGUGAGUAAGUGCAUCAGCAGGCAGGGAGACUUUAAAAUGAAAACACUUUUUGUUAUGCAUUACUUUAAUUAUGUGAAGAAGUUGAAAUCACGACACUUCCAUGAUAGGUUUCACUUUCUGCCACACAUUCUCCCUAGUUGGGCAUUGUGUGCAUUUGCAGAUCACCUGUGUUGCCAAAGCCUAGUGGACUGAAAAUCAUGGUUCAUUCACAUCAGCAAUAGCUACUGUACAUAAAGCAAAAUGAGACUGGGAGAGGAGACUGCAGAGACAGCAGGCUGUACUGCAGUUAGAGGAGAAGGAAACCUCAGUAGCAUUAGAAAAAAAAAAGUUUCCUGAAGAAAAAGAACUGAGGACCUGGCUAGAGACAUGUUAAUUGCAUCACUGAAGUCAGCAGGCAAAAUACCUUCGGCAAGUUUUGGGGCUGGUGUUCCACCACCUUUGCUCUUGUCCUCCUGCAUGCUUCAGCUUUGUUGUACAUGGGACUGUCUGGAUGCAGUCUGGUCUCUCUGUAUCUUUCUCCUUAAAAUGAUGAAUUUUCUGAUUAAUAAGGUGAAAAAAAUUAAACACAAAACCACACCUGUGACCUAUCAAAUUGCUGAUUUUUUUUUCUUGUGUAGCUGAACGGUACAUCAUUUCCAGUUGCUCUGGAAUUGAGCCAAACCAUACUCCUGACCUCUCGCAAUCUAACUGAAAACUGUGGAUUUUCAAAUAACAUCAACGCUAUCCUUGUAUUUAAUGAAAGGGACAUGUGAAGUAGUUGUGUACAGUGAUAGGAGGGUUGGCUUACAUACCUAAGUUUCUUUUUAAUCCUACAUUCCUAAUUCUGUUCCCCUUGCAAUUAAUGGGAUGUUAAACUUGAUUUCAAUGAGAGUAUAAAACAAGGCUAAUGUUGAGUGAUUCUGAUAACCAGAGAUCCUAUGGAUCUAUUGCCCAUUUUAGGCUGCUUGGUAUUGAUGCAAUCAAUUGAAUAUAAGGAAUAAUGUCUUUGUUUUAAUGAACUAUCAAGCAAUAUAUCCAUAGAUACAGGUGGUACCCUUGCAUUGUAAAGUUACUCAACUAUGAAAGCACUAUUUGUACAAUAAGAAACUCUUGACUUUUAUAUGGUUUAAUGGUUUAUACUAUUGAUCAAAGAUUGUUUGUAUAUUGAGUGAGAAAAAUGAGGUGUAUAUUAUUCUUUUUAUUUGUUUUUAAUUUGUUGAGAACUUUUGUUGUGAUAUACUGUUGUACUUGGGGGGAAGCAAAAUCAGUGGCUAGCUUGCAGCGUCUGUAGCCAGAGAAGAAAUCACAUUAGGGAUUUUUUUUGGUCGGCUUAGAUUUUUGUAAGAGCGGUCACCUAAGGGAUUUGUCCAGUGCUUAGUGAAGCUAAUAACAGAACCUCUCCUCUCUUCAAUAAUCUUGGGCUCUCUCUAUUGAUAGUGCAGCAGUUCAUAAUGUGAGAAAAAAUCCAGCUAACAGUUGCGACCAUUGGAAGUGUAAUAUAAAAGGGACGGUGCUGCUUAUCAGGGCGUUAAGAAAAGCUGCUCUUUCAAAAUACACGGCAGGUUCUCACUUCUGUUUCAUGGCAGCAAAAGCAGAAGAAUAGUCAAAGAAUCCCUCAGAUUCUCAUCCUUGUGGCGUUUGGCAUACAAGCUAUACUUACUAAUGAACAUCUCUGAAUUUCAUAAUCAUGAGUUAUGCAACAGCAACACAGCACAACUCCAUGGAAAGGAAAGUCAAAAGUUUCAAUUAGAGUCACACACAUGAAAAAUAUUAUUGUACUACUCUAGCAAAAAGGAUAAAUUCUGUUAUCAAAGCAACUGAAAUAAAGCCUCAAGGUUCCCCAAGUAUAAGUAUUUAAUUAUCCAAGUGGUGGAACACACAGCAGACAAAGAUAAAAAGAACUGCGAGAUCUGUGAUAUAAUGGAGCAAAAUACAUUGGGUUUACAGUAUAGUAGAGAGGAUCUAGAAUUGACAGUACACACUCAGCCUGGAUAAGUCCCUGGUAUCAUCACUAGUGAACUAAAUCAUUAUUUCUCUCUAGAGAUUAAUUUUGUACAGAGGGGAAAAGAAAAAAGAAAAAAGAAAAAACAAAAAACAAAAAGAACCACUACAGCACCUUUCUCAUUUUCAUCUUUCCAUCCAGACCUUUCCAACACAUAGGCUGCAUGUUUUACCAGCUCAACUUACUUUAUUCAGAACUUAUGUAGUCUUAAUAUUACUGGUUCUCAGAAAUGUCUAAUGUGUAUUAAUGCAUGAUAUUUUUAUUUUAAUAAAAGUAAUUAAAUAAA